This is a messenger RNA of Lingula anatina, 1634 nucleotides long. RefSeq lists its product as uncharacterized. Gene Ontology annotation, biological process: signal transduction. Gene Ontology annotation, cellular component: cytoplasm. The record is from RefSeq and is a predicted model, not a curated record. Gene Ontology annotation, molecular function: protein binding. NCBI's taxonomy places the organism in Eukaryota, Metazoa, Brachiopoda, Lingulata, Lingulida, Lingulidae.
ACUGAUUCCCUUAUAUCCCCCAACGACAAAGUUUGACAGAACAAUCCGAGGGGCAUAUGCUAAGUGGAAGAACCAUGUUUCGAUGCAAAUUCAGCAAGUUAAGCAGACAAUCUGCCCACAUUUACAUCUAGAAUGGUGUGUCAGAAAUCCAAGAAAGCCAAAGGUCAGAGAUGAGCUGAUGGCAAUGGAUCCGAAGGAGGCUGAUCUCACAGAAUGUGGGCUACCUGAGGAUUCAGUGUACAGACUAUGGUUUAUGCCAGACUCAAGUGAGAAGGAGGAUAGUGUUACUCCACCUGCCACAACAUUACCAAGUGUUACUGGAGGAGACAGAGAUGGCGGUAUGUCUCAAGAAGAAAGAAAGUCAGAGUCACCUGCACCAUCCCAGACCAGGUACUCUACCUCACAAGACAGUGAGGAGAUAGGGACAGAUGCUGUCAAAGACACGUACCUGAGGAGAUUCUCCAUCACUCCAGAAGGUGGACAAGUUCAUCUGAAGGAAGUUGGAGUAUUCUUGUUAGUGCCUCCAGGAGCUCUGGCUGAAACUACAGAAAUGUUCAUUGGUAUAAGUUGGAGAGAAGAAGACAUGCCACCGCUGCCACCAUGUCAGACUAGAGCAAGUCCAGUUGUUGUCUGUGGACCACAUGGCCUCAGGUUCAGAACACCAGUGUACCUGUCAUUUUAUCACUGCAUAUCAGGCACACGUCAAAGAAAGAUGGGAAAGAUCUGUCCUGAAAAUGUAACUCAGAAUUCAAGAAUGGACAAUCCAUUUUACAUAUGGCAGUCAGAAACUCACUUAAAUGCCCCUUGUCGGUGGAAAGUAUUGAGCAGUGAUUCUGCUGUGUUGACAAACACCAAAUGUGUCUUAAUUGUGAACCAGUUCUGCAAACACAGUUUGUCAUGUGACAGUAAGCGCCUUUCUGCCUUGGUGUUUGGGUCAUUUCAGCCUCAACAUGUCCCCUUGCUGAAACUGAUGGUGUGCUGUGUCAAUGAUACCCGAGAUGAGGUAGAGAGUCUGAAGUACAUCAGAUUGAAACAGAACCAAUUAAGGCGUCUCCCAGAGUCUCUCGGAAAUGUGAAGUCCCUUGAGGUUAUUUGUGUGUCAGAAAAUCGCCUGCAGGAUAUUCCUGCGGAAAAGCUGGCAAAACUACCGAAAUUGAGAUUAUGUUGCCUGCAUUCAAACCGGCUGGGCCAGAAAGUUGUUCGAACAUUGAAGGAGGCCAAGUUUGAGGUUCGAUUUGGCGAUAAUCGAUCGGUUGAUCCCAAGAUCUUUUCCAAAAUAGAAUGGGGUAAAGUAGAAGCUGGUUGUCAUAUGACAGAUGUCUUAACCAGAGAAACGCCAGUUUUUGACGUUUUUAUGCUUUACUCUGGAUCUGAGGAAGAUGAAAAGGUGAUAACUGACGAGUUUUUGCCAAAACUAGAGAAAAAGGCUGAGCUUAAGGUGUGUUUCGCCUCUAGAGACUACAUCCCAGGGCAUUUUGAGCUAAAAGAAGCUCUAACCAAUAUGAGAAAGUCUCGGAAAAUCAUUGCUCUUCUCACUGAGCAUUUUGAUGAGCAGGUCAAGGCAGUGGAAAUCAACCAUGCGGUAGAUGCAGAUUUGGCCAGGCAGUCAUGUUCUGUCAUACCUGUUGUGUGGG